Messenger RNA from Callorhinchus milii (elephant shark), 1039 nucleotides. Its product is annotated as carboxypeptidase inhibitor SmCI-like. The coding region runs from base 20 to 844 and encodes 274 amino acids. Lineage: Eukaryota; Metazoa; Chordata; Chondrichthyes; Chimaeriformes; Callorhinchidae. The transcript is spliced from 6 exons. Gene Ontology annotation, molecular function: serine-type endopeptidase inhibitor activity. The record is from RefSeq and is marked provisional.
UCCCAACCAGACCGAGACCAUGAAGGGAAGCCAUUUCCUCCUCCUUGCCAUAUCCUUCCAAUUUUUUCUGUUGCAGAAGGCAAAAGGCAGUCCAACAGUGGGCCCUGGACAUCUUUUUGAACCAGAUGUCUGCAUGAUGCCACCUGCGAUUGGAAGAUGUCAUGCUUUAAAGCCCAGAUUCUUCUUCAACCAGUCAUCGAUGUCCUGCGACUUAUUUACCUACGGUGGCUGCGGUGGAAAUGGUAACAACUUCAUGACUAAAAGGGACUGCGAGCACACCUGCAACGUGACAGAGCUCUGCGCCCUGGCACCUAAAGUGGGGAUGUGCUAUGCUCUCAUGCACAGAUACUUCUACAACCAGUCAUCAAAAGCGUGCGAGGUAUUUAUGUACGGUGGCUGCAGAGGAAAUGUAAAUAAUUUUCAAGAAAAGGAGCAAUGUGAGGAUUCCUGCGGUGAGCUGGCAUUUUGCAAACUGAAACCUGACAGAGGGCCCUGCAGGGCAGAUUUUGUACGAUACUUUUACAACACAUCAACAAAGAUGUGCGAGCAGUUCAAGUAUGGCGGUUGUCUGGGAAACACCAACAACUUUAUGGAUCCAAUGGAAUGUCAUUUCAAAUGCGGCGACAAAGGGGAAUGCCUGUUGCCCAUUCAAAUAGGAAAGUGCAGAGGUGCCAUACCGAAAUGGAGAUUUGAUAAAACGAUGAGAACAUGUGUCGAAUUCACGUACUCGGGAUGCGAUGGAAAUAAGAACAACUUUGAUUCAGAAAUGGAAUGUAAAAAGCACUGCCCGGUUCCAGAGGCGAGAGGUUCCAUGCCGAAACACGUUCCAAUAAUAUUCAAGUGAAUUACCACAUCAACUCCCCUAAUCGAAUUAUAGACCGUGUGCUGCAGAACAGAAGACCAGAAGAAAAUGCGAUGAUUAAAGGAUUGAGAUUGGAAAAAAUCAACCAGUUAAAUAAAUCAUUAAAUAUGACUAUAAGGCUCAUUCACACUUGAGUAUGAAAAAGCUGUCUUUCAAAGUAAAAUAAAGAGCCUUAAU